UCUUCCCAGUCGCCAUGCUGCCGGCCCAGGAGGCCGCCAAGAUCUACCACACCAACUACGUGCGUAACGCGCGGGCCGUGGGCGUUCUGUGGACCGUGUUCACCAUCACCUUCGCCGUCAUCACCGUGGUGGUGUUCAUCCAGCCCUACUGGAUCGGGGACAGCGUCAACACGCCGCAGGCCGGCUACUUCGGCCUCUUCCACUACUGCAUCGGGAACGCGCUCACCUCGGAGCUCACCUGCAAAGGGAGCGCGCUGGACUUCGGCUCCAUCCCAUCCGGCGCCUUCAAGACGGCCAUGUUCUUCGUGGGGAUCUCCAUGCUGCUGGUGGUGGGCAGCAUCGUCUGCUUCAGCCUCUUCUUCUUCUGCAACGCGGGCAGCGUCUACAAGAUCUGCGCCUGGAUGCAGCUGGCCUCCAGCACCUGCAUGGUGAUUGGCUGUAUGAUCUACCCUGACGGGUGGGACUCGGAGGAGGUGAAGCGCAUGUGCGGCCAGCGGACCGACAAAUACACGCUGGGCAACUGCACGGUGCGCUGGGCCUACAUCCUGGCCAUCAUCAGCAUCAUGGACUCACUGGUCCUCUCCUUCCUGGCCUUCAGCCUCGGCAGCCGGCAGGACAAGCUGCUGCCUGAGGACUUCCAGGUGGAGGGCAAAGAUAACGCCUAGGCCCCAAGUGGACGAGGGAGGGAGGAGACGAGGAUUUCAGGACACUUCAUUCAAAUCUAAAAAUAACUUGAAGUUCCCCGUGGAGUCGUGACGGCGCCGGUGGACGAGUGAACUCGCUUGGACCUGCAAGACGGAGCAGAUCCUCGACACCGAGGAGAGAAUCGUCUUAACA
Molecule: messenger RNA, 837 nt
Organism: Cyclopterus lumpus (lumpfish)
Lineage: Eukaryota; Metazoa; Chordata; Actinopteri; Perciformes; Cyclopteridae
Gene: lhfpl5a
Product: LHFPL tetraspan subfamily member 5a
Exons: 3
Coding region: 15-665 (216 amino acids)
Biological process (GO): sensory perception of sound; detection of mechanical stimulus involved in sensory perception
Cellular component (GO): plasma membrane
Source: RefSeq, a predicted model, not a curated record